Messenger RNA from Lepus europaeus (European hare), 759 nucleotides. RefSeq names its product CLK4-associating serine/arginine rich protein-like. The transcript is spliced from 4 exons. The record is from RefSeq and is a predicted model, not a curated record. The coding region runs from base 1 to 741 and encodes 246 amino acids. NCBI's taxonomy places the organism in Eukaryota, Metazoa, Chordata, Mammalia, Lagomorpha, Leporidae.
AUGCGCGUUUCUGGAUGCGGGCUCCGCGGCGGUCAGGAGACAGCGGCGCCCCCGGCCUCCCUCGGCUCCUGCCGGGUCGCUGGCCGGCCCCGGGCGGCGGGGAGCUGGCUUUUCCGACAGCGUUGCCGCUCGGGGUGGGCGGCCGCCGCGCUCCCCGCCGCCGACUUACUCUGCCGCAGGCGGCCAAAGUCCAGGGCUGCCUCCCUCGGACGCCGAGCGCAGGAAGAAGGUCAGGGUGGGCUCGCGGGAGCAGGGGGCGACCCGGAGCGAGCGGGAGCCCCCGGCGCCGCCCCCGCGCCGCGCCCGCCCCCGCCGCACCCCCGGGGCGGGCGCCGGGCCGCGCCGCCUCAUGACCAGCAAAGGGAUUUCACCUCGUCCUUGAGAGCAACACGGGGAGCGCGAGCGAGCAAGAGCCGGGGGAGAGGGACACGCGCGCGCACACGCCCGACACACGCGCGCAGACACACGCGCGCACACUCACACUCACACACACACACGCACACACGCACAGGGCAACGGGCGAGCCGCCGAGCCCUGCGCCGUCUCCUCCCGGGGGGCCCCCCGCCUGCCCCUGUGCCACUUUGCAUCCCGCGCCGGAGGAGGAGAGGUGGACCAGCCCGGGUAAGGCUUUUUCAUCAGUCUGUGGUACAUAUACACACUUCAAGAGGAUCCUUAGAAAUCGUGGACAAGCCUCCCCAUAUGUGGCAGGUGCUGUGCUGGCUACUGGUGACCCAAAGAUGAUGAAAACUAUGAUCCUGC